Messenger RNA from Lates calcarifer (barramundi perch), 2100 nucleotides. It is a transcript of the gene faima, whose product is annotated as Fas apoptotic inhibitory molecule a. The record is from RefSeq and is a predicted model, not a curated record. Gene Ontology annotation, biological process: positive regulation of neurogenesis; negative regulation of extrinsic apoptotic signaling pathway via death domain receptors; canonical NF-kappaB signal transduction. Lineage: Eukaryota; Metazoa; Chordata; Actinopteri; Centropomidae. The transcript has 5 exons. Bases 181 to 723 code for a protein of 180 amino acids.
CGUCGCGUUGCCAUGGUAACAGCAUAGUCGCGGCUCGGCUGUUGACGGCUAACCGCCUGUGAAUGAACGGCGCUAAAGUGGCCUGCUUUUCGCUUAUUACCCGCGGAGCUACGGCGCUAACUUCAGGAUCAUUCAGCUGUUUUGUUGUUCGUGUGCAGCGGAUUCUGAGGAAGUUUCAGGAUGUCCAGUGACCUUGCUGGUGUGUGGGAGGUGGCACUGAGCGAUGGAGUCCACAGGAUAGAGUUUGAACACGGCACGACCACAGGAAAGAGGGUCAUCUACGUGGAUGGAAAGGAGAUACUGAGGCGGGACUGGAUGUUCAAACUCGUGGGGAAGGAGACGUUCAGUGUGGGCAAGUCAGACACCAAAGCGACCAUCAACAUAGAUGCAGUCAGUGGUUUUGCCUAUGAGUACACCUUGGAGAUCAACGGGAAGAGCUUGAAGAAGUACAUGGAGAACAGGUCAAAGGUCACCAGCACCUGGGUGCUCAACUUGGAUGGCACUGACUGCAGGGUGGUCCUGGAGAAAGACACUAUGGACGUUUGGUGCAAUGGACAAAAGAUUGAAACUGCAGGGGAGUUUGUGGACGACGGCACAGAGACGCACUUCACACUCGGAGACCACAACUGCUGCGUGAAGGCUGUGAGCAGCGGGAAGAGACGAGACGGGAUCAUUCACACGCUGCUCGUGGAUGGCACAGAGAUAGCUGAGUGCACGGAGUGACUGUGAGUGUGUGUGUUUACGUGUGUAUGGAAGCAGGAGGGCUGGUUUGUGUGUGUGACUCUGAGGGAGGGUGUGGAGCUGAUGUCCAUUUAAAGCUGUUGGAGCUGACGGCGUUGCUCCUGUGUUGUUAUGGCCAUGCUGUGGAGGGUAUAGUAGCCAUAUUGGUAGAGGCUGUAGGCACUAACUAAUAUCCUAACAGUUAUAGACGGAUGCUACUGUCUGGCCAGUUUUAGAGCAGAAGUUGCCGCCACAUUUCAGUCACAAAAAGGGAUUUAAUGUCUCAAAAUGUAACCUCACACUGAAAAACGUUGUAGAGCUGUAACUGAUAUUUUAUAUUGAUAUAAAUUCAGUUUCAGAAAUAUUAUCAAUAGUGGAGGCCAGACGUGCCAUAUUUAUCUCACUCGCCCUGGCUCAGUUUGUUCGUUAAACACGAUCCACAGGUGUUUUCUUACAGAAGUACUGUACCUGUUGUCUUUUUUUUUACACAUAACGUGGCUCAGUAAAGCCCAGACUCGACCUGUUCUCCCUGCGCUUCGUGUAUUUUGUGCAGGAGGAGGAUUAAAGACCAGGGGACAGGAUUAUUCCUCGAAUGUAGCAUCAUUCCAGCGUACACCGCUCAGGCGUGGUCUUUGUUUAGUCCCGUGUCGACGUGUUAAAUGGUCUUUGUUUUGAUUGGUUCAGCCAGGUGAUAUGUUGUUAGCUUCUCGCAGACUGCUGUAGAUGUGUCAAACAUCCUUAGAGUUUAACGUUACAGUUUCAUAGACAAUCAUUCAGAUGUGACAUUGCCAGUAAUGAAGCAUAAACGCAGCUGAAAUUCAUCACUCUCAGAUCAUACUCUGGAGACUCUGUCAUCCUUAGGGAUCCUCUUGCUGUCAAAUCAUCAGUCUCUUUUUUAUGUAAAAGCCAAAAUGUGGUGGUUAAACCGAAUAUGAGCGCAAUGUUUUUUUUAUUAAGCAGUGGAAACAAAUUGAAGAUGGAACAUUUCUCUAGUAUAUCUCAAAUGUUUACAAGUUGAAAACAGGCGUUCACUGUUUAUUGAAUACUGCUGAAAACAUGUUUUAUAGUUUUGUUUUCACCAGUUACUAUAAAAGAAAAACCCAAUUCAAGCUCCACAUGUUGUUAAGGUCUCCGUGGCAACUGAUUAAACUUCAUCAGCUGAUGACUGUGAGGCGCAGCUCAACGCUCUCCAAGGUCAGAGAUAAACUUUCAUGCUUGACAGAGUUGUGCUACUGUAUCAUAAAGACUAUGAAGUUAAUUUAUGUCUUUUAUAUGUCCUGUAUAAAAGAUUUAUGUUUAUACAUGUAUUCUAUUUUGUUUACUGUUAUGGUACAUGUUUGUGAAAUGUGUAUUUAAUUUCAUUAAAUCCAUGUAGCUGAU